This is a messenger RNA of Closterium sp. Naga37s-1, 630 nucleotides long. The record is from the annotation of a GenBank genome assembly. NCBI's taxonomy places the organism in Eukaryota, Viridiplantae, Streptophyta, Zygnematophyceae, Desmidiales, Closteriaceae.
AUGCCUCCAGUAGCACGCUACUGCCGCUCUGCAACGAUUGAUCUACGAAAAGCCGGUGCAAUGGAUUCGUUGAAAGGCGGUUUGAAAGGCGCGACGGCAGUGGCAGCAGCGGCGGAGAGGAGAGGGUCGCUGAGGCAACGCAAGGUGGCAGCAGAUGUGGUGGCGGUGAUGCUGGAUGAAGGCACGCGGAAACGGGCAGCGGCAGCGCGACUAGAGGCUCUAGAGAGUGAUUAUACCGGGGUGGAUGCUGCUGUGGAUGAGGAUGAUGACGUGUUCAAUGCAGAGGAGGAGCUCGUGCAAGAAGGCUUUGCACCGGCCAAGCGAGUGAGCCGCCCGGGCAAGAGGCGAACGAGGCAGGCUGCUGCUGCUGUGGUGAGCAGAGCGAGCAAGCGAACGCCCAAGACCUUUGCAGAGCUGCUAGAGGAGGCGAAUCUGGAAGCCCUGCCACCAGGCACCCCCUCCUACCUCACAGCAGCUGUCGGUGCCCCCACAGCCACCUCAGUGCGUCGCUUCUGCUCUGCGUGUGGCAGCCACUCACCCUACACAUGCACACGGUGUGCCGCCCGCUUCUGCUGCAUCAGCUGCCAGCGGCUGCACAACGAAACCCGCUGCUUGAAGUUUGUCAUGUGA